This is a messenger RNA of Lottia gigantea (owl limpet), 783 nucleotides long. RefSeq lists its product as hypothetical. NCBI's taxonomy places the organism in Eukaryota, Metazoa, Mollusca, Gastropoda, Lottiidae. The record is from RefSeq and is a predicted model, not a curated record. The coding region runs from base 1 to 783 and encodes 260 amino acids. The transcript is spliced from 2 exons.
AUGGCUUCACUUACCAUUAACUUUAAAACAUUGCGCCAUGCAUUGAAGAAUAUCAAACUUUUUACUGAUGAACAGCGUCAUGCAUUGAAGAAUAUCAAACUUUUUACUGAUGAACAGCGCCAUGCAUUGAAGAAUAUCAAACUUUUUACUGAUGAACAGCGUCAUGCAUUGAAGAAUAUCAAACUUUUUGCUGAUGAACAGUGCCAUGCAUUGAAGAAUAUCAAACUUUUUACUGAUGAACAGCGCCAUGCAUUGAAGAAUAUCAAACUUUUUACUGAUGAACAGCGCCAUGCAUUGAAGAAUAUCAAACGUUUUACUGAUGAACAACGUCAUGCAUUGAAGAAUAUCAAACUUUUUAGUGAUGAACAACGCCAUGCAUUGAAGAAUAUCAAACUUUUUAGUGAUGAACAACGCCAUGCAUUGAAGAAUAUCAAACGUUUUACUGAUGAACAACGCCAUGCAUUGAAGAAUAUCAAACGUUUUACUGAUGAACAACGCCAUGCAUUGAAGAAUGUCAAACUUUUUAGUGAUGAACAACGCCAUGCAUUGAAGAAUAUCAAACUUUUUAGUGAUGAACAACGCCAUGCAUUGAAGAAUAUCAAACUUUUUACUGAUGAACAACGUCAUGCAUUGAAGAAUAUCAAACGUUUUACUGAUGAACAACGCCAUGUAUUGAAAAAUAUCAAAACCGCCACAGAUGAACAACGCCAUGUAUUGAACAUUGAAAAAUAUUUACUUUUACUGAUGAACGACUCAAUUGCAUUAAAGAGUCGUUGCAUUUAA